AUGGAAAGUGACUUGUCUGAAAAACAUCCACCUGAGAAAAAGCUUUCUAAUAAUUCAGACAGUUCUGCAAACAAAGAAAAUGACACCAGCAUUGUUAACAAUCUCAACGAUGAUCAACCUGAAAGUGAAACCUGUGAUCAGCUCGUGUCGCAGUCUCCUAAAACAGAGGUGAAAGUGAAAGAACCAGACAACACAAGUCAUGAGAUUGAGGAAGUUCAUCAAGAGGAGAAAGGAAAUGAUGAGAAGAUUGAAGAAACCCCUCCUGAAAUUCAUUAUACCCUUGAAACUGUCUCUCGAGAUAUUGAUCAGUUUCUUGCAACACUCUCAGCCACUCCAAAAGAUGCAAAAGAAGAAAAAGACGAGAAGGUGGUGGAGAUUCCUGCGUUCGUUGAGAAAUUUUUGGAUCUCGUUGAAGAAAAGGUGGCAGAACAUGACUGGAAUGAAGGGAAGAAGUGCGAUCAAAAUCCUGAAGACGAUUCGUGGUUUCUUGAAGCUGUGAAUCGGGUAUCCAAGUUAACAUCUUCCCUCUAUGAAUUGAGAUCCGAUCCAAAUCAUGCAUCAUUGGUCAACCGCAUUGGAGAGAAUCAACAGCGAGCAAUGGCAUACUUGGAGGAUGAAUUCAGGGUCAUUCUUGAAGAUGUUAAACACAAUGAUCCAGAUCAUAAUAACGAUGCAAAAGGGAAGCAACAUGAAGCUGAUCGUUGCGUGGUCCCAGAAUCUGAAUCAACAGAAACUGACAACUUUUUAGGAUAUUCUGAUGAAGCUGUUUCCAGAUUGAACAGAAUUGCGAAGGAGAUGAUUGAAGGAGGAUUUGAAUCUGAAUGUUGCCAUGUGUACAUGAUGAUUAGGGGGCAAGCACUUGAUGAGUGCUUUGUCGAUAUAGGAUUUGAGAAGAUCAGCAUUGAUGAGGUGCAAAAGAUGCAAUGGGAAGCGUUAGAGAGAGAGAUCCCUUUAUGGAUCAAGGCCGUCAAGGAAUGUGCAAGCAUGUACUUCGUGAAAGAGCUAAAGCUCGCAGAGGCUGUUUUCUCCAGUUUUCCCUCAAUCUCCUCCAGCCUUUUCAGCAAUCUCACGCGCAGUGUGAUGAUCCAGCUCCUCAAUUUUGCUGAAGCUGUUGCACUGACAAAGCGGUCGGCAGAGAAGUUAUUUAAGUUUCUUGACAUUUAUGAAACUCUGCGUGACAGCCUUCCAGCCAUGGGAGCUUUGUUUUCGGAGGAAUAUGAAAAUGAGCUUAAGACAGAGUCAACAACAGCUCGGUGUCGGAUUGGAGAGGCUGCAAUUUGUAUAUUUUGUGAUUUGGAGAAUUCAAUCAAGUCCGAUACAGGAAAAACUCCAGUGCCUGGUGGUGCGGUUCACCCUUUGACUCGCUACACGAUGAAUUAUUUGAAGUAUGCUGGUGAAUACAAGGCUACUCUUGAGCAAGUCUUUCGAGAACAUACAAAGAUAGAACGUGCUGAUUCAACAAGCAGGCCACGUUUCGAAAGCGAGGCUCCAAAAUUCAACAAGGACAAUGAUGAAGAAAAUGAGUCUCCAUUUUCAAAUCAAUUGAUGAGAGUUAUGGACUUGUUAGAUUCCAAUUUGGAGGCCAAGUCGAAGCUUUAUAGGGAUAUUGCAUUGAGCUACAUUUUCAUGAUGAAUAAUGGACGCUACAUUGUGCAAAAGGUCAAAGGCUCCACAGAGAUCCAUCAAGUGAUAGGAGACACAUGGUGCCGCAGGAAGUCCUCGGAACUCAGGAACUACCAUAAGAAUUAUCAAAGAGAGACGUGGAGCAAACUCCUGAUUUGUUUAGGCCCUGAGGGACUGCAAGUGAAUGGAAAAGUAAAUAAGCCAGUGCUGAAAGAGAGGUUCAAGAGCUUCAACAUGUUAUUUGAUGAGAUCCACAAGACGCAGAGCUCAUGGGUGGUGAGUGAUGAGCAACUUCAAUCAGAGCUCAGAGUUUCUAUAGCAGCGCUGGUGAUACCGGCAUACCGGUCCUUUCUGGGGAGGUUUUCGCAGUACUUAACCCCUGGAAGGCAAUCGGAAAAGUACAUAAAAUACCAGAGUGAAGACUUAGAGACUUAUAUUGAUGAACUUUUUGAUGGAAAUCCUACUUCCGGGGCUCGUAAGAGACCAUGA
Messenger RNA from Dovyalis caffra, 2112 nucleotides. Lineage: Eukaryota; Viridiplantae; Streptophyta; Magnoliopsida; Malpighiales; Salicaceae. The record is from the annotation of a GenBank genome assembly.